AGAUAUUGUCAGGACUCUGCCUUGAAGUCUUGUUAAAUUUUGUAUCUUGUCAUGGUGGCAGAGUUCUGGCAGUCCCUGGCCUUGUGUGGAGGUUCAUGCCUUGUUUUUGUGUUUGGGCAUGUACCUCCGGUGUCUUGUCAUUUGUCCCCGCUCCCUCGUCCUCCUGCUUAUUGUUAAUUAUCACUUAUUCCCAUCACCUGUUCCCCGCUCGUUAUCUUGUUUGGUUUGUUCUAUUUAAUGUCAGUGUUUCUUUAGUUCUGUGCAGGAUCAUUGUGUUGUGUCGUGUUCUCGUGGUCAACGUCAUUUAGAGUCUUGUUACCCAGUCAAGUGGUAGUGUUAUCUGUCAAGUGUUUCAUGUUUGAUGUUUCAUACCCCCUCGUGGGUUUUUGUUUUGUUGUUAAAUAAAGUGUUUUAUGUUUUUCCCCGACAUCGUCUGCUCUUGGGUUCAUCUGUUCUGCUAAUCCUGACAGAAUGAUCCUGCCACCACUGAACCCAGCGACGGUGUCGGGGUCCGUCGCAUCGCCUCCAGUCACGGUUCUGCUGCCCAUUGCUGUGCGUCCAACUCCUUACUGGCUGACGGAGAAGACACGCACAGCACUCUUCAAUGCGCUCUGGAGAGCCAUUGCCAUGCCAGAGCCAUUCCUCAAGAGGUCUGCCGCCGUGCUUGGUCCAUUCCUCGGUUUGGCCGCUGUGAGGGUUACUUCACCUCACGGGAUGACAGAGCCCGCGCCGCCGGCGCAUCUGCAGCCAGAGCCGUCUGCCCUUUCCGCGCAGCCAGAGCCGGAGCCCGCGCUUUCCGCGCAGCCAGAGCCGGAGCCCGCGCUUUCCGCGCAGCCAGAGCCGGAGCCCGCGCUUUCCGCGCAGCCAGAGCCAGAGCCGGAGCCCGCGCUUUCCGCGCAGCCAGAGCCAGAGCCGGAGCCCGCGCUUUCCGCGCAGCCAGAGCCAGAGCCGGAGCCCGCGCUUUCCGCGCAGCCAGAGCCAGAGCCGGAAAUGAUCCUGCCAAAACUGAACCCAGCGACGGUGUCGGGGUCCGUCGCAUCGCCUCCAGUCACGGUUCUGCUGCCCAUUGCUGUGCGUCCAACUCCUUACUGGCUGACGGAGAAGACACGCACAGCACUCUUCAAUGCGCUCUGGAGAGCCAUUGCCAUGCCAGAGCCAUUCCUCAAGAGGUCUGCCGCCGUGCUUGGUCCAUUCCUCGGUGGCGUCCUUUGA
Messenger RNA from Misgurnus anguillicaudatus (oriental weatherfish), 1212 nucleotides. Lineage: Eukaryota; Metazoa; Chordata; Actinopteri; Cypriniformes; Cobitidae. The record is from RefSeq and is a predicted model, not a curated record.